Molecule: messenger RNA, 674 nt
Organism: Jatropha curcas
Lineage: Eukaryota; Viridiplantae; Streptophyta; Magnoliopsida; Malpighiales; Euphorbiaceae
Product: bidirectional sugar transporter SWEET17
Biological process (GO): carbohydrate transport
Cellular component (GO): membrane
Molecular function (GO): sugar transmembrane transporter activity
Source: RefSeq, a predicted model, not a curated record
CAACCCCUCUACUCAACCAACAUGCCAAAUGCACAUAUCACAAUCAAAAUAAAAAAUCUUAACCCAUUUUCAUUAUUUAAUCAAAGAUAUUCUUCUACUAUCUGAUGCUUCAGAUUCAGUCUAUAGUCACCAUCUUCCAAUCGCUCAUCAACCUGAUCAAAGACAAAUAAAAAUCUUGGCAAACACGAUAGUUUCUCUCCUCUUUUUGCCACUAAAACAUCAUUCUUCAAUGGCUGGCUUAUCGAUUUCCAAGGCCAGUUUAGUUGUCAUUCUUGGGCUACUAGGCAAUAUCACCACAGGGCUUGUCUACCUUGCACCUGUGAAGACAUUUUGGAGAAUUGUGGUGAAUAGAUCAACUGAAGAAUUUGAAAGUGCUCCUUAUAUGUUCAAGUUGCUAAAUGCUUAUUUUUGGGUCUACUAUGGAAUCAUCAAGCCUAAUAGCAUACUCGUUGCUACGGUUAACGGUUUUGGUGCUGUGUUAGAGAUCAUUUUUGUCUCCCUCUUUCUAAUUAAUUUUUGCACCUCCAAGACUGAGGUGGUUGUCAAAUCCAAAAACUGGUUUUGACAUAGUUGUUCCUGGAAGCAGUGUUCCGAAAUGGUUUAGCCAUCAAAGUUCAGGAGACUCUUUAACAAGAAUAGAGCUACCACCAAUUUGUUCUGAUAGUAAAUGGAUG